AUGGUUUCAAGAAAUUACAGGCCAAGUAUGCAAAAGUCUACUAUUGAUUUGAAUCGUGAAACAUCAUCGACAUCUGUCUCUGAAACCCAACCUGAACAUGGUGUUGAAGGAUUGGAAAAUGUAGUUCUGCACAAUGAAGAUGAAUCAAGGCAUAAAUGUAAAGUCAAAUGGAGCAAGGAAGCCACUAUACUUCUCAUAAGUGGAUGGCUUAAUACAUCUAAGGAUGCCAUUGUCGGGAAUGACCAAACUUCACAUUUCUGGGCUCGAAUCACAGAAUACUACAACACCAACCAAAAAUGGGAGCAAGCAAGAACUAGAAGGCAAUGUAAAGAUCAUUGGAACAAGAUGAAUCAAAAGGUUGCGCGUUUCAAUGGGUGUUAUAACGAGUACAACAAGGACAUCACAAUGAUAUCAGUGAUGAUGAAGUACAUGAAGUGCGCCCUACUGGCCAAAAGGCAGCAAAGAGACAAAGGAAGGAAAAAAAAAGACACAGAUACUAGAUUUAUAGAGAUUAGUGAACGGAAAGCAUCUGCAUUGGAGAAAUUGGUGGCGAUAAAGGAGAAAGAGGCAGAAGAUAAUAGGAUGACAAAAUACAUGGAUUAUCUCAUCAUGGACAUGUCGCAUAUGACUCAUGAACAAAAGAAAGAUCAUGAAAACUUGUGUACUUAUAUUAAGAAUAAUAUCCUGAAGUUGUAA
Molecule: messenger RNA, 696 nt
Organism: Humulus lupulus (European hop)
Lineage: Eukaryota; Viridiplantae; Streptophyta; Magnoliopsida; Rosales; Cannabaceae
Exons: 2
Coding region: 1-696 (231 amino acids)
Source: RefSeq, a predicted model, not a curated record